This is a messenger RNA of Suillus subalutaceus, 825 nucleotides long. RefSeq lists its product as uncharacterized. The transcript has 3 exons. Lineage: Eukaryota; Fungi; Basidiomycota; Agaricomycetes; Boletales; Suillaceae. Bases 1 to 825 code for a protein of 274 amino acids. The record is from RefSeq and is a predicted model, not a curated record.
AUGUUGGGUACAACGGAUAAUUAUAAUACUGAGUACACUGAACGACUUCACAUCGAUUACGCAAAAGACGCUUACCGUGCCACCAAUCACAAGGAUGAGUUUGUGCAGAUGAUGCGCUGGCUCGAACGAAAGGAGAAGAUUCUGCGCCAUGAUAAGUAUGUCAACUGGCGACUUGCCAGUGAUGACAAGUCCGAGCCUCACCAUUCAUGUCCACCCAAUAUGACUUUCCAUCGGCUUCAGACUAUGACGAAGCACCCUACUGCAAAGGCCGUCAGUAUAGACAAACUUAUUGAAGACUACAGCGCUACCUAUUUCUGCGAGGCACUCGCUCGCUAUAUCACAUGGCUCGGCCAUGCCGAUGAUCCUAUCCCCCUCCAUAGUCAAGCACUGGAUGUGUUGGCACACAACAUCCAUUUCCCGUUUCGAACUCUCCCUGUUUUUCACAAGAUCACGUGGCUCUCGGUAGAUGCUCGUGGUCACGGCGACGCAACCGUCACAUUGGACUCUGUACAUGCCAGACCACAACGGAGAUUGGAUGCAGGUCUGCUGCCUCGCCAUUCAGAUACAGUCCUGGUGAACCUUGGUGCCAAUACAGAAGUCAUUAGUGCAGGUAUAGAAGCAUUCCGUGUUGCUCAAUUCAGGUUCCUAACCACCUGGCUUAUGUGGAAUGGUUUGCGCCAUUUCCAUUGGCUCCUGAUCGACACCACGGACUUUACAAGAUCUCACGAUCCUUGCAUGGUGGUGCAAAAAUGGCACAUCGUGCCAUUGUUGAACAUUGUGCGUAGUGUCCAUCUGAUACCGAAUUUUGGUGCCGUCGUCCCAUGA